GGAGCCAUAUGAGGUGAACCUGCUUCACUCGCGGUCACAGUGGAUGUAUGGUGGUGGUCAGCUAACGUCGGCGUAUUAUCUUACAAUGAUAUUAGCUAGCCCGAUGGCUAGUUAGCUGUACGUCGCUGCAGCCUGUACACGAUAUAGGUAGCUAGCUGGCUGUCUGGCUAGGCCGAUGUUGCUGGCGGAGGAGGGGAUGAAUUUAUUGUCUUCCAUCAUGUCGAAGUCGUUCCGUUAUUUUUAGCUAGCACCCUUGGCUAGCGCAGCUAAUAGCGGUAAGCAAAGCGUGACUAAUCGGUCUGUUGUCUGAAAAACAAUAGUAAUGGAGCAGUGGCAGGACGCGGCCUCUCAGCAGGUCAAGCUGCUUACAAGUCGUGUGAAUGAACUGUUGUCUAAUGGCCUGGGGCUGCUACGCUCCGAGCUCGGUGUGGAUUUGGGACUGAAGCCUGAGCUUAUUCCGCCAUGGGUGAUCCUCUUAGCGGCAUGUACCGGGCUGGUGCUGAUGGUCGCACUGUGGGCCUCAAGCUGCCGGGCUAUCUUCAAGAAACGACCUGCUGUAAGCCCUGUGGACGACGGCCUUGAAAUUAAACGUAGUGUCAGUAAACCUGUCAAGUCGGAGGAACCGAAGAAAAAGAAGAAGAAGGCAGAAAAGAAAGCUCAGUCAAAUGGAAGAGCUGUGGCUGAACCACAGGAAGAAGCCAUUGUGUCGGAAGAGAUAGUGCCACAUCACCAGCCGCCCCCACAAGUGGUCAAGACGGAAAAGGUUGCAGAGGUGAAGAAGUCCAAGAAGAAGGCCAAACAAUCCGUAAAGGAGACCAAGACAGUGACAGAUGGCAAGGAACCAGAAGAAGGCACAUGGGAGACCAAGGUCAGCAACAAGGAGAAGCGUGAGCAACGCAAGAAGGACAAGAGUUCCAGUGAUGGCUCAGCCAGUCCUGGAGGAGGGGACACCCCUGUGAGCACUCCCCCGGAGCAGCUCAAGGCCCCUGUGGCACCUGCACCUGCCAACCAGAAGAAGAAAAAAGGAGAAUCUGCAAAAGUGAAGGCAGAGAAGGUUGAGGCUGUUGUACCUCAAGUUAUCAACAGCGAGGUGGCAGCAGUUCCUGUUGCUAUUACUGACAUGGCUGUAAAUGUUCCUGCUCACACCAUUCCCACUAAGACGGUUCCCUGGGCAACCAAUAGAGAACAAGCACCACGAUGUACUGGUGAUAUUGAUGAGUCGUGGACUGUGAUUGAGGCGGGGAUACCCACAAGUGAGCGUAACCUGGUGUCUUUAGCUGGACUGAGUGCUGCUACUGCUGAGCCCCAGCCUGUGAUGGACCUGCCCUGGCUCAGUCAGCACAGAGUGGACGAUGAGUGGUCUGGACUCAAUGGUGGCUCAGUCGACCCCAGCUCCGACUGGAAUGCCCCAUCUGAAGUCUGGGGCAACUAUGAAGAGCCCACUCCUCAGCCCCCCCCUGCUCAGGAGCAGCCCAUCCCUGAGUCAGCCAAGGCAAAUCUGCUGAUUGUGGCGGCUGACGAUGAUGAGGACGAGAAGGACAAGGGAGAGAGUGCUGUUGAUGGCUCAGGCAAAACUAAAAAGAAGAAAAAGAAGAAGAAGAAGGCUGCUGAGGAGGCAGCAGGCCAGGGCGAGGAGCCAGAGAAGGAGGUGGCAACUGCAGCCUCGGUUAAGAAGCAGCCACCUGUUCAGGAGAAUACCGCUACCGUCCAGCCUGUCAAAACAGCUGCUGUCGAGGCCAGAGUGGAGCAACCAGUGAAGGACAACAUAUCCCAGAAACCCCCUGUCACACAAGUGCCACAGAAGCCAACUGAUGGUGAGCCCACUGCCAAGCAGAAUAACCUCUCUGCUCCAACACAAAAAAAACCUGAGGAGAUCCAAGCGCCUAAGCCGGCAAAGAAGAAGAAGGCGAGGAGAGAGACAUGAGACUGAGUCCACUCUGCAGACCUCUGUAUGCAAAAGACUUCAUAUCCUGUUUAUGCAACACCUUUUGUGAGAAGAACUUUGAACUAAGGUCUCCAUGAUGGACUUAAACCUUAAAACCUGUCUGGAAAUUGAAACGACUUUUAUACACCGAGUGUCAGCCGAUGGAUCAUUGAAAACUGAACCUAGACGCAGUGCAAUCUAAUGUAAUGCGGUGUUAAUGAUUUUUAAGAAUGCAUUUGAUACUCUUGAUUGUGUCUCCUAAUUCCACUGAAUCGAAAUACUGAUUGAGAGAGCUGUAUUGUAGUAAUUAGACAUUUAGAAAAUACUGAUCAUGUUUAGAAAUUUGAUGUUGUGGUGGCUAACGGCUGGAGUUUACUGUGUAGAGAAUGAAAGCGGUCAACAUGCAUCAGGUCACAUAACACUGGGCCAUAAUGAUGAACUGGCCUUUGCUUUUGCGGUCUUUUAUUUUGCUCUUACAUUUGUGAGCCCCGAUGGUACAGUGAGUGGAGAGAUCAAAUGUCUGUCACAUCAACGGUUUGGCUCAACAAGGGUGUAAACAUAUGUCACUUGAAUGAUACUUGAGCAUCAUUGGGUGCAGUAAAGGGAAUCAUGGCUGCUCUGUAUUUUUGCAUUCUUAUCUGUGACUACAACAGUUCAACUGACUCAGUCCAUCUGGUUUGUCCCUUGUCUGAUGUUGUACUGCGGUGUUUCGAGACAACUGUUUCCUUGCUGUUCUUACUAUCUGUGACUGCUUUGUGGCCAGAGCCGUGUGGGAGCUUCUGAUCGUAGGUGUACCAUUGCAGUCAUCAACAUCUUCAUGAUUUUCCACCUGUGGUUGAUUCGAAAGUCUUCGGAACCUUUUGUAAAACCUGUUUGUAAUAAAAGAAAAGCUAAAGCCAUAUGUAAAAAGACUAAAUAAAGGCCAGUUUUUCUAUG
Acanthopagrus latus (yellowfin seabream) is the source of this 2860-nucleotide messenger RNA. RefSeq names its product protein LYRIC-like. The transcript is spliced from 13 exons. Gene Ontology annotation, cellular component: nucleus. The record is from RefSeq and is a predicted model, not a curated record. Gene Ontology annotation, biological process: negative regulation of apoptotic process; regulation of transcription by RNA polymerase II; positive regulation of angiogenesis. Gene Ontology annotation, molecular function: transcription coregulator activity. Bases 323 to 1924 code for a protein of 533 amino acids. Lineage: Eukaryota; Metazoa; Chordata; Actinopteri; Spariformes; Sparidae.